UCCAUCAUUCAUCACUUGCAUGUAGUUUUCCUUCAUUAUUUCUCCAAAAAGAUUAUUAUUAAGAGAUGGGAAAUAAAGUAAGUGAAGUGUUGUACAAGAUAAGACCUUAUUUGCUUAUGGUGUUUUUGCAAUUUGGAUCGGCUGGUAUGUACAUAAUCAGUAUGGUAACUCUGAAUCAUGGCAUGAAUCGCUACGUCCUCAUUGUCUAUCGCAACGCCAUCGCUGCUCUUGUUCUUGCUCCUUUUGCUCUAUUUCUUGAAAGGAAAACAAGGCCAAAGAUGACAUUCCCAGUCUUCUUACAAAUAAUGGCUUUGGCAUGUUUAGAGCCAAUCCUGGAUCAAGGCUUCACUUACUUGGGGAUGCAAUACACAUCAGCAUCUUUUACAUCUGCGAUCAUGAAUGCUGUUCCUUCUGUCACCUUUGUAAUUGCUGUGAUUCUUCGUUUAGAGCGUAUACGGAUCAAUGAGAUACGCAGCCAAGCAAAGGUUGUCGGAACCCUGGUUACUUUCGGAGGAGCUCUGCUUAUGACACUCUACAAAGGCCCUCUUCUUCAUUUAAUAUCCUCAACCAAUGCAACCCACCAUGGAAAUGCUGCUCUUUCCGAUAAACAUUGGCUCGCCGGGACGUUAUUGAUACUUGUAGGCUGUGUCUCCUGGUCUGCUUUCUACAUUUUGCAGUCCAUAACCAUAAAGAAGUACCCGGCGGAGCUCUCUCUGUCCUCGUUAAUAUGCUUGGCCGGCGCCAUUCAGAGCUUGGCCAUAGCACUAGUGGUUGCUCACCACCCCAGUGCGUGGGCCGUUGGCUGGGAUACCAGGCUUCUGGCUCCGGUCUAUACUGGGAUCAUUAGCUCGGGGAUCACAUACUACGUGCAAGGACUCGUAAUGAAGACAAGAGGUCCAGUAUUUGUAACAGCAUUCAACCCUCUGUGCAUGAUCAUUGUUGCAGCUCUUGGGUCUAUUAUUUUAGCUGAGAAGAUUUAUCUUGGAAGUAUCAUUGGAGGGAUAAUAAUAGCAAUCGGGCUAUACUCUGUCGUGUGGGGAAAAAGCAAAGACUAUUCAAGCCAAGAGCCAGCUUCAAUGGCCCAAAAGGAACUGCCCAUUACAGCCAUUGAUGGGAGUAAUAAAAUGGUCACCUUCAAUGCAAGUACCAAAUCCGAAUUGUCUGGUUAAGUGUGCCACUGAAACCCAAAAUUGCUCCAUUAAUUUUGGUGGGUAUAAUAUGGAAAACAGACACUCUGCUCAUCAAUGGGUUGAAUUAUUGUAUAUAUAUAAUGGAUAUGAAUAUUAAUCUAAUGGAUACACUUGAGAAUGAAAAAUAAAUUAAUUUUAAGUUGGAAA
Molecule: messenger RNA, 1337 nt
Organism: Manihot esculenta (cassava)
Lineage: Eukaryota; Viridiplantae; Streptophyta; Magnoliopsida; Malpighiales; Euphorbiaceae
Product: WAT1-related protein At4g08290
Exons: 7
Coding region: 66-1169 (367 amino acids)
Cellular component (GO): plasma membrane
Molecular function (GO): transmembrane transporter activity
Source: RefSeq, a predicted model, not a curated record